AUGUGUGUUUGGUUAAGACAUUCUAGGGAAAUUAAACCCUAGGGGCAGGCGGUCAACAGUUUCCCUAGGAAGUCUUCAUAAUACCCAAAAAUAAUGCAGAGACAAGUCAUGAGAGAGAGAGGUAGAGAGAGAGUGAGAAGGGAUCGAGGUGGACAUCGUUCAAGGGAUAGACAAUCAGCACUGAUCUGGGAGCAAGGUGGAUCUCGUCGAAGAAUCUACCAAAGGACCAGGGAUCCGAGAGUUUUGGGGAAAACAUGGGAUGAUCAAUACCAGGGUCGAAAAAUGCAGAGAGAUGGGCCGGCAUUGAAGAAUCAGUGGCAAACCCAACUCGCAAAGGAGAUAUGGGAUUUGGCGACGCAGCUCGGAGCAGUGGCGGACAACGACAAGGAGGUGAUUCAAAGAAUAGAGGAGAUGGAGGAUAGAGAUCAAAGAGCAAAGAGGAUUAUGGUGAACCGAGAGGAAGAAGGCAGCAAGAAGGAUAUGGAUUGGGUUGCAAAGUCGUCUAUAGGCAUGUCUGGAGGCCUGAUAUGUGUCUGGGAUUCCAAAAUAUUGAAGAAAAAAGAGACUAUAGAGGGGGAUGAUUUUAUAGGGGUAUUUGGACUGUGGGGAGUGGAGGAGAUACCUGUAUUCAUUGUAAAUAUUUAUUCUCCAUGUCAAAUGUCAAGAAAAAGAGCCUUGUGGGUGGAGCUGCAAGGUUUAAUAAAUAACAGAAGGGGGUUGUGGUGUUUAGCUGGGGAUUUUAAUGCUGUAAGGAGGGUGGAGGAAAGAGCUGGAUGUAAGACGGUUUCAAAUGAAAUGAGGGAGUUUGAUGCUUUUAUCUUCAACUCGGAGCUGGUUGACUUACCGUUGAUAGGGAGAAAAUACACUUGGUAUAAUUCAAAUGGGCAACAAAUGAGCAGAAUUGAUAGAUUUCUGUUUUCUGAAGAAUGGAUGGCAAAGUGGAGCAAAAUGAAACAGUGGGGUUUGAAGAGAUCUGUAUCGGAUCACUGCCCUAGUAUGAUAAAAAAUGAACAGGUCGACUGGGGACCAAAACCGUUCAGAUUUUUUGAUUCUUGGUUGGAUCAACCGGGAUGUAAGGAAGUGAUUGCAAGUGCUUGGAAUGACAGUGAAGUGAAGGGCUGGAAUGGUUUUAAACUGAAAGAAAAACUGAAAAGAACAAAGAAGGCACUGAAGGAGUGGAGUGGCAAAACCAAUAGGGAGAUGGAAGGAAGAAUAAAGGAAGCAGAAUUUCUGAUCGCUUCAAUUGAUGAGAAAGGAGAGCAGCACCAGUUGUCAGAUAUUGAUGUAGAACUGAGAAGGAACAGUUUUAUUGAAUUAUGGAAGAAUUUAAAAAUCAAGGAGAGGAUGAGUCAACAAAAAUCAAGAGAACAGUGGCUAAAGGAAGGUGAUGCGAAUACAAAAUUCUUCCAUAGAAGCAUCAAGGGAAGAUGGUGCAGAAAUGAAAUCAAUAGUAUUCGGAUAAACGGGCAGCAGUAUACAGGAGUGGAGGUAAUGAAGCGAGAGGUUGCUAAGUACUUCCAAGAAUUGUUUUCAGAAGAAAAAUGGAGGAGACCAAAGCUCGAUGGAAUUUGCUUUAGGCAAAUCUUGCAAUCUGAUAAUGAGUUCCUCACUGCUAACUUCUCAGAACAGGAAAUUAAAGAAGCAAUAUGGAAUUGUGAUCCUUCUAAAUCCCCAGGACCAGAUGGAUUCAACUUCAGAUUCAUUAUGACAAUGUGGGAGGUUGUUAAAGAUGAUAUAAUCAACUUUGUACGGGAAUUCCAUCAACACGGCAAGAUGGCCAGGGGGUCAAAUGCCUCUUUCAUUGUGCUAAUUCCAAAGACAGAAAAUCCACAAGCAAUAGAGGAAUUCAGACCCAUUUCGCUAAUAGGAGUCACUUACAAGAUCAUGGCAAAGUUAUUAGCGAACCGACUACGGAAAGUGCUGCCGAAGGUGAUUGGGGAGCAACAGAUGGCUUUUAUAGAAGGAAGGCAGUUAGUAGAAGGGGCAGUGAUUGCAAAUGAGAUUCUGGACGAAGUUAGGAGGAAAAAGAAGAAGGGAUUCCUUUUUAAAGUCGAUUUCGAGAAAGCUUACGACAAAGUAAACUGGGAAUUCAUAGACUACAUGAUGAUGAGAAUGGGGUUUUGUGCAACUUGGAGGAAAUGGAUUCAGGAGUGCUUGAAUUCGAGCUCAGUCUCUAUUUUAAUCAAUGGCAGCCCGACGAAUCAAUUUCCGGUUAAUAAAGGUAUCCGUCAAGGAGAUCCUUUAUCUCCUUUCCUAUUCUUGAUUGUGGCAGAGGGGCUGAACGGAUUAAUGUCAUCGGCAGUGGAUACGAAGAGGUAUAAAGGAGUGGGCAUCGGGAGUGGAGAUACAAUGGUCACACACCUCCAAUUCGCGGAUGACACAAUCUUCUUUGGGGAUGCAACAGAGAACAAUAUUAGGGUAAUCAAAUGCAUUAUGAGAACAUUCGAGUUAGCCUCAGGACUGAAGAUUAAUUUCGGAAAGAGUCAGUUGAUUGGUGUGGGAGUUGAUCAGAGUUGGAGUGCUAAAAUGGCAUACCUAUUGUGCUGCAAGGAAGGGAAAUUGCCAUUCAAGUACCUAGGAAUCCCUAUUGGCGGGAAUCAUAGAAGAAAAGCCAUGUGGCAGCCUAUGGUGGAGUCGGUUAGAAAGAAGUUAGCCAGCUGGAAGGGGAGGUAUCUAUCGAUGGGAGGCCGCAUCACGCUUAUCAAUUCAGUGCUGUCAAGCCUACCGGUGUUCUUGAUGUCCGUCUUUGUUAUCCCAAAAGAUCGAUCAUAUUUGCCCUUGAUGCUCUACCCUAGCCUCACCCAAAUGGGUUUGCAAAAUCUUUCAGCGACUCUCCGUUUCUUUGGAUUUGCAUUGGUUACUAUAUUUCUUCUUUGUACGGUGGCGGCGGAACCAGUUACCUACGUCGUCGAUCGAGGCUUACCCUCUAAUUCCCCUGUUCAGUAUGUUGUCGCCCAAGGGUCACCCUCAAAGUCCGCUGUUCUGUAUGUUGAUGCCCCAGGCUCACCCUCAAAUUCCGCUGUUCCGUCUGUUAUCGCCCAAGGCCAGCCCCCCAGUCCUAACGGUGUUCGGACUGUUCUCCCCCGAGGCCUUCCCCCCAGUUCUAACGGUGUUCCGUAUGUUCUCCCCCGAGACUAUCCCCCCAGUUCUAACGCUGUACCGCCUGUCUCAAACCUAUCCUCCAAAGACCCACUGAAACCCUCUCUUUCCCCUGUACCAACUGCUGCAAUCACUCCAGAAGGAAGAAAGAACCAGAUAGGAUUACUAGUGGGGAUAGUUAUUGUAGCAUGUGCUCUAAUUUUUGCCAUAGGUUUAACUUCGUUUAUUUUUUGGAGAAAGAGGACAAGAGAUGAACCAGUUGUCUUUGAUGUGUCCUUCAGUGAUGAAUUUGGGAAUGGCAUGGGACCUAGAAAGUUCUCUUAUGAUGAAUUGGCUAAAGCAACAAAGAAUUUUGCAGAUGAGGAGAAGCUUGGCGAGGGAGGGUUUGGAGCAGUUUACAAAGGUUUUUUGAGGGAUUCCGGUACAGAUGUAGCUGUUAAGAGGGUAUCAAGGGGAUCACAACAAGGAAUCAAGGAGUAUGAAUCAGAAGUGAAGAUUAUUAGUCGAUUGAGGCAUAAGAAUUUAGUGAAGCUUAUUGGUUGGUGCCAUGAAAAGGAACUUUUACUAGCUUAUGAGUUCAUGCCCAAUGGCAGCUUGGAUUCCCAUAUCUUCAAGGGAAGAAGCUUGUUACAGUGGAACCUUCGCUACAAAAUUGUGCAAGGCUUGGCAUCAGCUCUCUUGUACCUUCAUGAAGAAGGAGAUUUUUGUGUGCUACAUAGGGAUAUUAAAGCAAGCAAUAUUAUGUUAGAUGUUGCUUUCAAUGCUAAGCUUGGUGAUUUCGGUUUAGCUAGGUUAGCUGACCAUGAAAAAGGAUCACGAACAACUUCGUGGGCUGGAACCAUGGGUUACAUGGCUCCUGAGUGUCAGAGAACAGGCAAGGCAAGUAAGGAAUCGGAUAUCUACAGCUUUGGAGUUGUAGCACUCGAAAUUGCAUGUGGAAGAAGAUCCAUAGAACCUAGAUAUGAGGAGGAUCGGGCCUCACUGGUGGCUUGGGUGUGGCAAGCUUAUGGGAACCAAAGACUAAUUGAUGUGGUAGACGAUCAACUUUCUGAAGCUUUUGAUGUAAAAGAGAUGGAAUGUUUGUUGAUUACUGGCUUAUGGUGUAUACAUCCUGUUCCUAGUCUGAGACCAUCAAUCAAGCAAGCAAUACAAGUGCUUAAUUUUGAGGCGACACUACCAAAUCUUCCAAGAGAGAUGCCUAUUCCCAAGUAUGAUAUUGCUAAUACCCCAAUCAUCAUAACAAGUGAACCAUGUUUAUCCGACAUAAGCAUUACUGUUCCUCGCUAAUUUUCAUACUAUGCCUGGAACAAAAUUGAUUUGCUAAUAAACUAGAGUAUUAUAGUUUGGAAUUAAAUAUAUUCUAUCUUCUCACUUUGAUUUUCGUAUGAUAAGCUAGUGCAUUUCCAAUGCCUAAUUGUCCUUCAUUACCAGUUCUUUUCUUAUAGAGGAGUUGUUUAUGCUCAUGUAUCACAUUAUUCUAUGAGGUUGAAAAUCAUUCUUCAGUCAUUUGUUUGGCUCAACCCAAACAGGGGACUCUGUCUCUCUUAAUAAAGUUGGUGUUCUUUA
Molecule: messenger RNA, 4665 nt
Organism: Rubroshorea leprosula
Lineage: Eukaryota; Viridiplantae; Streptophyta; Magnoliopsida; Malvales; Dipterocarpaceae
Source: the annotation of a GenBank genome assembly